UGCUAUUAAUUUAUGCUUUAAAAUCGUUUGCAGUUGGUUAAAAAAACACCAGCAUGUGUGAUUAUGGCCAAUCAGAAGACAUUCCUUUACACCAGGGUGGAAAAACAUCCCACCCUGCUUAGACUAUAAAAGUUAAGAGGCACAGGAAGAUACACCUUUUAGGACUGACAAACACAGGUACAGAGAAGGUUCGUCUCGUGUACAUGCAUGUGUGUCUCCUGGUUGGGAAACAUUCUGUGUUUGUUUUGUUCCUGUGCUUACAAGUGGACUGCUACCUGAGAACUCAACAAUGGCACAAUCUAGCUCAAGUUGCUCUACGACAAGAGAAGAAGGUACAUCUAAGUGGUCAGAUGUAAUUAAGAACAGUGCACAGAUUACAACAGAACCCAAACAAACAUACCUGCUGAAAGUCCAGGAACCUCUGAAUGAAGAUGGAGUGGUCAGGAGAUACACGUUUGGAAAAAAGGACCCCCAAAAAAGGAAGAGGACAAUCCUGAUGGUGGGAGAAACAGGAACAGGGAAGUCUUCACUCAUCAAUAGAAUGGUCAACUACAUGCUGGGUGUAGAGUGGGAAGACAAGAUCAGGUUUCAAAUCAUUCCAGAUGAAGGCCAAAAAACCCAAACCCAAUCUCAAACCAGAAGGAUUAGUGUCUAUGAGAUUUGUGGACUGGAGGAAAUGUCCCUUCCUUUUUCUCUCACAGUCAUUGAUACACCAGGAUAUGAAGACACUACAGAGAAAGAUUAUAUAAUUGCUGAAAAUCUGAACAGAUUACAGGAAUCUUUCGACAUCGUUGAACUAGAUGCAGUUUGCCUCGUGGUGAAGGCAUCUGCAAAUCGCCUCACUCCUUUCCAGAAGAAAAUCUUUGAUUUAGUCCUGUCCCUCUUUGGAAAGAACAUGGAGAAAAACAUCAUGACUCCCAUCACCUUCUCUGACUGGACGUCACCUUCAAAUGCUCUUGAGGCAGUUAUCAAGUCUGGCGUACCUUCACCCAAAGAUGAAAUUGAUGAGCCUGUUCACUUCCUGUUCAACAACUGUCCUCUUAAUGAUUAUCAGAAUAAAUAUGAAAAAUCAUUCAAACAUCACUGGGAUAACGGAACUGAGAACAUGAGGGAGUUCUUCCAGACUUUGGAUCGAAUGGAAAGUCAAAGCCUGAGGAAGACUGAAAUUGUCUUGAGUGAACGUAAGAAACUGGAAGCUUGUGUCCAGAGCUUCGAGAGUCAGAUCAAGGUCGUGGAGAUGAAGCGCGAGGCACUUGAGGAAACUCUGGAAGAGCACAAAGAGGACAUGAGGAGGAAUAACAACUUUCAGUAUAAAACUGUUAGCAUGCAAAAGAGCAAUGUUGAUAAACUUGCAACUUCCUGUCCGAAGUGUGAGGUAACCUGCCACAUUCCAUGUACAGAGUGGUUUUCCCUGUGGUUGUGUCAUGCAAUGGACUGGAGUGGGAACUGUACGGUCUGUCCCGGAAAAUGCAGCUACAAGGUCCAUGAAAGAGAAUGCAAAACAUAUGCAAGGAAACAUCUCAUGAAAACUGAUGAGAACCUGAAAAAAACUAUGAUAGCCACACAAGAGAAAGUGAUGUCCACAUGUGAGCAAGAGUUGAGGGAUGCAGAAGCUGAGAAAACCAGCCUCUUUGACAGGUGUUUCCAGCGCAUUCUCCAGCUUAGAGACCUUGCUCUGAAGUUUGAUUCUGAUUCAACUCGUCAGAGUAUUCUCAGGCUGAUAAAAGUGCUGAAGAAGAACAACGAGGCAGAGAUGGUGGAAAAGCUGCAGAAGAUUCUGGAGAACACUGCAUGUGAAGAAAUGUUUAGUUGCACAUUCUUCUGAUGUUGCAUGGUCAAAAUGAUUUGUUUUAGAAAACCUUAACAGUCAAGUUUAUUUGCAGAGGAAUCCCCCUGUUUACCCUUCUGUGGGACAGACACAGUCAACAGCUACCAAAACAGCUACCAACAGCCAAAGGUGUAUUCAGUCAGGAUUGCAACUUUAUUUAUCUCUAACUCUAGAGGUGGAACCUGUCAUCUCCAUAGAAACUAAUGAAGAGAUACUUCCAGGCUCAACAGAAUAACAGAUGAGGUGUUCUGAGAAGUAAUCUCAGUUUAUGCCAGAAAGCAAGUCUUCGAGAAAUGAUAAAAUAUGACAACAUGCUUGACUGGUAAAAUGCUCGACUGGUUUUAUUGUUAUUAUAUUGGAUUUGUCUUGAGGUGGAUUUUUAUUUACUAACGGGUAUGUUUUAUCAUUUAAUUAAAUAUCCAUGAAUAGAAGUUUGUAUUUAGUGUGUGGUGUAGCUUUGGAUUUAUGAAAUAGGGGAGAGUGCGGAAAUAACUAAUGGUUUUUGUA
Messenger RNA from Anguilla rostrata (American eel), 2335 nucleotides. RefSeq lists its product as uncharacterized. Gene Ontology annotation, molecular function: GTP binding. The transcript is spliced from 3 exons. Lineage: Eukaryota; Metazoa; Chordata; Actinopteri; Anguilliformes; Anguillidae. The coding region runs from base 290 to 1825 and encodes 511 amino acids. The record is from RefSeq and is a predicted model, not a curated record.